Molecule: messenger RNA, 2874 nt
Organism: Triticum aestivum (bread wheat)
Lineage: Eukaryota; Viridiplantae; Streptophyta; Magnoliopsida; Poales; Poaceae
Product: S-type anion channel SLAH2
Exons: 4
Coding region: 703-2562 (619 amino acids)
Biological process (GO): intracellular monoatomic ion homeostasis; transmembrane transport
Cellular component (GO): membrane
Molecular function (GO): voltage-gated monoatomic anion channel activity
Source: RefSeq, a predicted model, not a curated record
UUAGUAGUUCGUGGUGGUCUCGAGAAAGUGAUGAGGUUUUUUCGAUACCUUUAGCCGUGUCAUUCUGUCGGUUUCUCUUGCUCGGUGUUGCAUGGCUCUCAUGCCAUGCGGCCAAGAAAGAGUACGUGUACGCUAACGCUAUGAAUUGGAGUUGCUAGCCUAGAAAUGAAUUACUAGGAAGAAUCGUUAGGGUAGCCGCAAGGUGUUGUCAGCUGGGAAGGGAUUCCCGGUGACAUCUAGGGAGGGUACACCCAAUCCGGUAAUGCACGGAAGCACCGGUUUACUAUAGUCGACCGACUGUGACCGGCGUCUCUGUAGUUAACUGGGUAGUUUCUUAACGAAAAAAAGAAGAAAAAAAAACUUGUUUAGUUUCGACAGUACAGCUAGUUAGUCUGCUAGCUGUAUAUCGCAAACAUCACAGUGAUCAUUCUCGCCACAAGUCAAAAACCUUAUCGCAUCCAUAUAGUACAUGUUGCAUCGUGUCCGACUGGACGGUCCGACCGUAGCUGGCCAUGAGUAAACGUUCAGUUUCCACACGGGUCUCCCGAUUCUUCUUUUUUGAGGGUAAGGGUCUCCCGAUUCUAAGGGCCGCCUUUUUAAGCACUCCUGGCUUGGACUCUGGUGCGUAUCAUAUUCAUACGUAGUACACAUGCGUACCUGCCUCUCCCUGUCGCCGGCAAGCAAAAAGGUUUCUCGAUCGGUAUGGAGUUGAGCAACAAAGACGUCCAAAUCCAAAUGGGCAGCCAGCUAGGCGAGCAGUCGUCCAGAGAAGGUCUCCCGUCGCUGCUCAUCCAGGUUCCAUCGCGGACUAUCGCCGGCUUCGACUGCGUCGGCCGGGACGCCGUCUCCCCCGCCGCCCUGAACGAGCGGAACAACAAGGACACUGUCAUUAGCAUCCAGGCGCCGGCGACCCCACCAGCAGCUGCCCCUGUGCGCGCGUACGACGACACGCAGAUACCCUACUCCCUUUCCCUCAGCAUGCCGGCGUCGCCGUCGGGGCUCCACUUCUCGCAGUUCAGGGCGGCGUCCGUGCGCCGCAACGAGGCGCGCGCGGCGGUGGCGCCCUCCGACGCCAAGCAGGCGGAGGCGCAAUCUCCGCGGCUGCUGCAGCAGACGCGGUUCCACUCGCAGCCGAUCCUCCACGCGUCCCAGAUCAACGACGGGACGCGGAGGGCCGACAGCACGCGCGACAAGCGGUUCGAUCCGUUCAAGACCUUCUCCGGCCGCCUCGAGCGGCAGCUCUCCAACCUGCGCGGCCGGCCGCUGGACCCCAUGGACCUCGGCUCCCACCAUUCCAAGAUCUCCGAGGAGACCGACCAGGUUCCCGGCACCGACCGCUACUUCGACGCCCUGGAAGGCCCCGAGCUCGACACCCUCAGGGCCACGGAGGUACCGGUGCUGCCCAACGACGAGAAGUGGCCGUUCCUGCUGCGGUUCCCGAUCAGCGCCUUCGGGAUGGUCCUCGGCGUGAGCAGCCAGGCGAUUCUGUGGAAGACGCUGGCGUCGGCGCCGCCGACGGCGUUCCUGCACGUGAGCCUCGUGGUGGCCCACGCGCUGUGGUACAUCUCGCUGGCGCUGAUGGGCCUCGUGUCCUGCAUCUACCUGCUCAAGAUCGUCUUCUACUUCGAGGCGGUCCGGCGCGAGUUCUACCACCCUAUACGCGCCAACUUCUUCUUCGCGCCGUGGAUCGCCUGCCUCUUCCUGGUGCAGGGCGCCCCGCGGGAGCUGGCCGAGGUGCACCACGGCGUCUGGUACAUGCUCAUGGCGCCCAUCUUCUGCCUCGAGCUCAAGAUCUACGGCCAGUGGAUGUCCGGUGGCCAGCGUCGGCUGUCCAAGGUGGCCAACCCGUCCAACCACCUCUCCAUCGUCGGCAACUUUGUCGGCGCGCUGCUGGGGGCCAAAAUGGGCAUCCGCGAGGGCCCCAUCUUCUUCUUCGCCAUCGGGCUUGCGCACUACAUUGUCCUGUUCGUCACCCUCUACCAGCGGCUCCCCACCAACGUCACGCUUCCCAAGGAGCUCCACCCGGUCUUCUUCCUCUUCGUUGCGGCGCCCAGUGUCGCCUCCAUGGCCUGGGCCAAGAUCAACGGCGAGUUCGACAACGGCGCCCGGAUAGCCUACUUCAUUGCGCUCUUCCUGUACAUGUCACUGGCCGUGCGGAUCAACUUCUUCAGAGGGUUCCGGUUCUCGCUGGCGUGGUGGGCGUACACGUUCCCGAUGACCGGCGCCUCGAUCGCGACCAUAACGUACGCGACGGAGGUGACCAACGUGCUGACGCGGACGCUGUCGAUCGGCCUCUCGGGCAUUGCCACCGUCACGGUAGCCGGCCUGCUGGUGACCACCAUGUUCCACGCCUUCGUGCUCAGGGACCUCUUCCCCAACGACGUCUCCAUCGCCAUCACCCGGAGGAAGCCCAAGUUCAGCAAGAUCCUUGCGCACUUCCGCUCCUCCAGCUCCGACAUGAAGGAGCUCGUGCUCUCCGUCUCCAAGUCGCCCAACACCGACUCCGAUUCCUCGCUCACAGACACCGAUCCGUCCGUCACCAAAGGCAAAGCCGAGCCGUAGAGCCACACCCCGCGCGCUCUCUCGCGCAUACCUAGCUGUACAUAAUUCUUUUCAGUCUCUUGGACAAGAUGAGCUUAAGAGCAGAAUGGAAGCAUGCAGCUGGUCGGCGUGAGUGCACAUACUGCCGUGGAAAGCAUGGAUAUAUCCUUGGAGCAAUUUUUGUGGUGAUGAGGGUAUAAUGUGAGGCACGUAGGUCGAUCCAUCUGUGUAUAGGUCUACGGACAUGUAUAACAGAAAUAAACCAACAAACAUUGUCUGGACCUUGCAGAAUUGGUCGAAUGAUUCAGCAUAGCCUGGGUUCAUACCAAAUCU